GGUAAGUGGAAUAGAGCCUAUCCCACAAUUCUCCCACAAUGGCCUUGAUCGCUUCGAGCGUGCUUCCUCGACUUGUUCUCUAUCUCGAACCGGGUUGAAGGACGUUCACCUCUCAAUCAUCUCAACGAAGUUUAGCACAGGAGUCCAGUCCAACAACAUGAAGGCCAUACAAAUCACCCAAUACGUCAAGGGUCCCGAGGACCUCAAGGUCGUCGAGCUUCCCACUCCCACACCCAAAGCCAACGAGUACCUCAUCGCCAUACAUGCCUCGGCAACCAACUUCUUCGAUCUCCUGCAGAUCCGGGGCAAGUACCAGCAUCAGCCUCCCCUCCCGUGGAUUGCUGGCUCCGAGUUCUCUGGCGUGGUCCUAAAAGCCCCAACCUCCCUGCCCGGCGGUCGGCGUCCCAAGUACAAGGAAGGAGACAAGGUGUUUGGCGCUAGCCAGGGCGGCUAUGCAACUCACGUUGCAUGCACGGAGGAGAGGCUGAGGCCGAUACCUGAGGGAUGGAGCUUCUUUGAUGCUGCGGGGCUCUUCGUCACUGCGCCCACCAGCUAUGCCGGCUUGGUUGUGCGAGCGGGCAUCAAAAAGGGUGACUGGGUUCUCAUCCACGCAGCUGCCGGCGGCGUCGGCCUUGCUGCUGUCCAGAUCGCCAAAGCCUAUGGGGCUACUGUGGUUGCAACGGCCGGGUCGCAGCGCAAGAUGGAUGUCGCCCGCUCAUUCGGAGCCGACUAUGCGAUCGACUACCGGAAGGCAGACUGGCCUGAGCAGGUCAAGAAGCUCACUCCCAAGAGCCGGGGCGUAGAUAUUGUGUACGACCCUGUGGGUUUGAUCGCUCAGUCGAUGAAGUGCACAGCGUGGAAUGGCCGGUUGUUGGUCAUUGGUUUUGCUGCUGGCGAUAUCGAGAAGAUGGCGACCAACCGCAUUCUGCUCAAGAACGUCAGCGUUGUCGGGCUUCACUGGGGCAUGUAUGCCACGAACGAACCCGAGAUGGUGGACGUGGUAUGGGAUGGCAUAUUCAAGCUGAUGAACUCUGGACAGUACCGGGGAACUUGCUUCAUGGAUAAGGAGUAUGUCGGACUGGAGAGCGUUCCGGCAGCACUGAAGGCUUUGGGAGGGCGUGACAGCUGGGGGAAGGUUGUCGUCAAGGUUCCCCAAGAGGGACAAAGCAAAAUAUAGGUAGUAUGAUUGUUCCCGUGUGAGUUAAGUACCAGUAGUUUGUAGUUUCACGUGAUGGCGCGACAUGCUUGCUCCACGGCCGCGGCGCGUUCGGAAA
Westerdykella ornata is the source of this 1274-nucleotide messenger RNA. Its product is annotated as zinc-binding alcohol dehydrogenase-like protein. Gene Ontology annotation, molecular function: zinc ion binding; oxidoreductase activity. The transcript has 3 exons. Bases 158 to 1177 code for a protein of 339 amino acids. Gene Ontology annotation, cellular component: mitochondrion. The record is from RefSeq and is a predicted model, not a curated record. NCBI's taxonomy places the organism in Eukaryota, Fungi, Ascomycota, Dothideomycetes, Pleosporales, Sporormiaceae.